AUAUGAGUAACGUCUCCCCAACUUCCACGAGAGCACUGGCCACCAACCGCAUCAGCCCAUACUACGAGCUCUCCAAGCGGUAUGAUUACACUUCCGCAGGAACUUGUUGACGCAAUAUGUGAAUAUCUACGUGAUGAUAUUUCAGCUCUCUCUUCAUCCUGGCUCGUCUCAUCUUCGUGGAUGUACGCCAGCCGUCGUUUUCUCUUCCGCACCAUACGUGUGCAGGAUAUCUCAGAGACGGCAGUCCCGUUAAUUACCUUCUACAAAUUUACAUCGUUCAUGGGAGCAAGACCUCAUCUCGCAACAUUGGUGCGCGAGUUGCAUAUGACAGGAAAAGACGAUAGGCAAAUGCGCCCUCAUCUUCUUGGCUCCCUCCUUACUUCCCUGACAGCAUUAGAAGCACUGUAUCUUUACGGUUGUUACGUUGAUGGAGGAUCCCUUUCGGAGACGUCGAUGUUACGAAGCAGAUUCAGCUUAAAGGUGCUGCAUGUUGAUUGUUGCAAUUCCAAGGACUCAGAUGGUUUCAUGGAUCUCAUUGGGAUUCUGAGCAUGUUCUCUGAAAUUAUGUCGCUAUCGAUUUCGACGAUCGGUCGCUCAAAUAUUACAGUGUCGUCCGGGACUAUCCUUCCUGAACAAUCGUAUACUAGGCCGCGCAUCAUCCACCUGCAAUGCCGUGAGAUGCCCACCUGGAUGGCAGAUUGUUUUAUGGAAUACAUCCUUCAAUCGGUCCCAGAAUCCCCUUUACUUCGACUUUCCUUCGAAGCUUCCUUCCGUAUACCGCUGUCGCUUUUCACGGUGGUACGCGCGGCCGGAGCUCACUUACAAUAUCUUGAUCUCCAUUAUACGCCGUCCUUCAAUACAGCAGAAAAUGAAAGAUGGGCCGCUGGACUUUCCGGUAUAUCCGUCUGUACCGCGCUGCAGAGGUUCACAAUAUGGACACCUCUUGUCAUUUUGCCUCCCCUUGUGCCAGCGAACUGGUCUAUUCUUCUGCAGAUACUGGAGCGUCUUCCUCGAAUUCUUCGCUCUUUAUGCUUUCGCUUCCCGAAGCACUGGGUUAUAUACCCCAGUUUACCACCUGGUAUCAUAGGCCAUGAUACAGUAUUCCAGCGUUGGGACAAUUUUUUGACACAGUUUUCAUGGGCACAACCUGUGACAUUUGUAUUUGCCCGGUUUCCCUGGGAUUCAGAGCAUUCACAAGUGGAAGGAUUGCGGUUGAGGGAUCCAAAUGAGUUUGGGCCAAUGCUCGCGUCCAGGCUGCCCAAUUUGCAUAGCAAAGGAAUGCUGGAGGUUAGUUACGAAGAGGGCUCGGAGUUGUAGACAGACAUGUAUGUUCUUCGUCCUCUGCACAUCAGUUGGGGCAUGGUCGCACCAUUAAUGAUUCUUACAUAGAUGUUAUCCCACCUUCGGACCAUGUGUCAUGGCCCUUGACACCCAGUUUGACGACUCUCCCGUGUUAUGGCGUUAUGCAUUCAAGUUUCUUCGUCUGAGAAAGCCUGCUUCAAGAAUGCAGACGAGGCUGUAACUCGGAUCGCAUGGGUGAAACCUAUCAGGACCUCCCUUACAGAGGAUGUGCUUUCCAGGGAGGAAGCUGUAAACGAUGCUAAGUCACGCUUCGCGGCUGACUUUUCCGAUUUUAUUCCCUAUAGGAACGUCGGUGUCUGAUCGAAUAUCCGAUUAGGUUCAGUUACCACUUCGUUGAAGUCCCAUCUACAUAGCCAGAUCGAAUUCCUUGUGGUCUUGCUCUAGCUCAUCCCGACUUACUUUCUUUCCUUGUUAUCGCGUCUUCUAACACUGCAUUUACUUUGUAAACGUGCUUGAUAACAGCUUUCGAGAACCCUUACGAACUGCGCUACAUCUUAUUCCCCGUCUCGAACCAUCUAGCAUCGCGGCUUUUAUAACCAGCAUGAUUCUUCUUUCUCGUUGAUAUAGUAUUUUCCGCUUGAACGUGAUUUUCAUUCUCAGAAAGUGAUACACACAACACC
This is a messenger RNA of Somion occarium, 1982 nucleotides long. The record is from the annotation of a GenBank genome assembly. Lineage: Eukaryota; Fungi; Basidiomycota; Agaricomycetes; Polyporales; Cerrenaceae.